AGCGGUGCGCUGCGCACAUUGCUGCGGAUGCACAGACGCGCCAUGCCUCGGUUUACGGUUCACGUACGAGACGAGUGGUUGGCCAUCCCGUGCCGAGACACCAAAAAUACAAUUCAAUGGCUCGGGCUCGAAGUCCUUAAACGAUACAUCAAGAACAAACCCGACAAUGGCGGCAUUACAUCUGUAAAAGACACCCGUUUUGUUGUGCGCCGGUGUCAAGGAUUAGGACUUUUGGACGCGGACGACACGAUUGAAGAUGUCCUGGAAGACAAUGACUUUGUCGAGCUCGCCAUAGAAGGGGACACUAUGUCUCCUGACUUUAUACCCUGUCAGCCUGGAGUGUCCCAUAUUACAGCAGCAUACAGAGAGCCUGAUGAGUCCAUUCUUCUUGAUGGCAACAGCCUUUCAUCAACUGAUCUGGUCAAUUUGGGCAGAGGUUUAUACAAGAUAAAGCUGACUUCAGAGGCAGAGGACAAAGUUGUGCAAUCCAGAGAACUUUUGGACACCAUUGUCAAGGAAAACAAAGUUGUCUAUGGAAUCACUACAGGCUUUGGCAAAUUCGCCCGCACUGUCAUUCCUGUCAGCAAACUCAAGGAGCUGCAGGAAAACCUGGUGCGUUCUCAUUCUGCAGGAGUGGGGAACCCAUUGAGCCCCGAGAGGACCCGCAUGCUGUUGGCUCUUAGGAUCAAUGUCCUGGCAAAAGGGUACAGUGGGAUCUCUUUAGAAACUCUACAUGCCAUGAUCCAGGCCUUUAAUGCAUCAUGUCUGUCCUUCGUCCCAGAGAAGGGGACAGUGGGAGCCAGUGGAGAUCUGGCCCCUCUCUCUCACCUGGCACUGGGGCUGAUGGGAGAGGGAAAGAUGUGGUCACCAAAGAGUGGUUGGGCCGAUGCCAAAUACGUCUUAGAGGCCCAUGGACUCAAGCCAAUAUCAUUGAAGCCCAAAGAGGGGCUUGCUCUGAUCAAUGGGACGCAGAUGAUCACCUCUCUGGGGGCAGAGGCAGUGGAGCGAGCCCAGGCCAUUGCCCAACAAGCAGACAUCAUCGCCGCUCUCACUCUGGAGGUGCUCAAGGGCACCACCAAGGCUUUUGACAGCGACAUCCAUGCACUAAGGCCUCACCCUGGACAGACUGAAGUGGCUCUGCGUUUCCGAUCUCUUCUAGACUCUGAUCAUCAUCCAUCUGAGAUCGCAGAAAGUCAUCGUUUCUGUGACAGAGUGCAGGAUGCCUACACCAUGCGAUGCUGUCCUCAGGUUCAUGGAGUUGUCAAUGACACAAUUAAUUUUGCCAAAAACAUCAUCAAUACAGAAAUCAACAGUGCCACAGACAACCCUAUGGUGUUUGCAGAAAGAGGGGAAACUAUUUCAGGUGGUAACUUCCACGGAGAAUACCCAGCAAAGGCACUGGACUUUUUAGCUAUUGCAGUGCAUGAGCUAGCUGCCAUCAGUGAGCGGAGGAUUGAGAGGCUGUGUAACCCGUCCUUGAGUGAGCUACCAGCCUUCCUCGUCAAUGAAGGAGGACUCAACUCUGGGUUUAUGAUUGCUCACUGCACCGCUGCAGCAUUAGUUUCAGAAAAUAAGGUUUUGUGUCAUCCCUCAUCUGUGGACUCCUUAUCGACCAGCGCUGCCACUGAAGACCAUGUGUCCAUGGGAGGAUGGGCUGCGAGGAAGGCUCUGAGAGUCAUUGAACAUGUUGAACAAGUACUUGCCAUAGAGCUGCUGGCGGCCUGUCAGGGAAUUGAGUUCCUACGGCCUCUGCGUACUACCACUCCACUGGAGAAGGUCUAUGAACUUGUGCGGAGUGUGGUCAAGCCCUGGAUUAAAGACAGAUUCAUGUCUCCAGAUAUCGAGGCCGUGCACAGACUGCUGAUCGACGAAAAGGUCUGGCAGGUGGCUAAACCGUACAUUGAUAAGUAUGAGACAGAGUACAUCCCUGAGUCUCGUCCUGUUAGCCCCACUGCCUUCUCUCUGGAGUCUCCAGCAUCACCUAGAAAACGAGUUCGCCUUGAAUGAACAAUGAUUUUAUAACUAAACAUGAUUUUGGAAAUUUAGAGGCCCUUACAACAGUUGAUAUAAUUGCAUAAAUAAAUAUGAACAACUAGAUACAUACAAUCCAUGACACAGGCCUAUUGUUCAGUAGCCUACUAAAUCAUUUUAAUUAUUUGCCUAUAACCUGUACUAUUUAAAUGUACAUUUAUCUGAACCUUGACACCAUUUAAAUGUCUGAUUGCCUGUGCAUUGUUGUUCUAGGACUACCUCAGUCAGUGUUUAAUAUGAAUUAUCAACAAUAGAAUGUCAUAAAUAAGAAAUGUGCCAAAUAAAACAUAGAAUCUAUAUCAUAAG
This is a messenger RNA of Periophthalmus magnuspinnatus, 2337 nucleotides long. It is a transcript of the gene hal, whose product is annotated as histidine ammonia-lyase. Gene Ontology annotation, cellular component: cytoplasm. Gene Ontology annotation, biological process: L-histidine catabolic process. Lineage: Eukaryota; Metazoa; Chordata; Actinopteri; Gobiiformes; Gobiidae. Gene Ontology annotation, molecular function: histidine ammonia-lyase activity. The record is from RefSeq and is a predicted model, not a curated record. The transcript is spliced from 20 exons. The coding region runs from base 28 to 2007 and encodes 659 amino acids.